This is a messenger RNA of Syngnathus typhle (broad-nosed pipefish), 4086 nucleotides long. RefSeq lists its product as uncharacterized. NCBI's taxonomy places the organism in Eukaryota, Metazoa, Chordata, Actinopteri, Syngnathiformes, Syngnathidae. The coding region runs from base 2339 to 3976 and encodes 545 amino acids. The transcript is spliced from 2 exons. The record is from RefSeq and is a predicted model, not a curated record.
GAGCAGGACACGCCGGUGCAGCAGGCGGAAGGAAAAGUAGUGCUAGCAUGAGUGCAAGUCGUCAAAUUGGAGCAGAAAUAAAAUGAGGAAAAAUAUAAUUAAAUAAUUGUAAGUAUCGAUAUUUUAGCUAGGGAGAUCGAUACUCAAAAAUGAGCAGCCUGGAUCGAUAUAUCGACAUUUUGGUAUCGAUCCGCCCAUCCCUACUAGAAAGGCCAGUUUCCCUAAGCUGUUGACUACCCAAGUUAUAGUUAUAAGUUUCUUAAGUCUUAUCAACCACCUCUCAAGCCUGUAUAUGCAGCUAAUAAGUUCUCACGGUCUGUCAAGGUCUGUCAAAGUCAAGAUAAACGGAUCAGUAACAAAAGAACCAGAAGCUGUCUUUUAUAUACGAGAGGGAGUUACAGUGAGAACUUACUGCUUCAGAAGACAGCAGUGAGCAACAUAACCCAAGUAAGAUGUCUGAGAGUGGCAGAAAGCAUGAAAGUGUGCAGGGCGCAGACUCGCAGCCACAAGUGACUGAUGGCACAUUGGUCAGCAACCCGACUACCUCAGAAGAGCCACGACUAGGCCAAAGAGUCCGCAAUAGGACAGAAAAGGGUCAAGAACUGCACGAUGAGCAAUUAAGAAGAGUUGCACAUCGUUUCAGUGUGUGCUAUGACAAGUGGAAGGAUGCAACCAAAGUGGCCAAACAAGCGCUUCGUGGAGACAAUAGAAGUUACUCAGAUGAGCAGCUGAAUGAAUAUAUCACUCAAGUAUGCAAUGUAUCUAAGAGGCUGAAUGAUGUGUACUAUGAGUGGAGAUGCAUUGAUGUUCCUGACAAUGAAACACGUCGUAGAGCUGACACCUGUGAAGUAGUGACAGGGACAAUUGUCAAGGAAGCGAUGGACCUUCUAGACAAAAGGGCUAAAGGUCAAAGGCAUGAAAACCAAAUACUCGAUGACAGGCUGUCGGUAGCCUCACAUGAGACAAGCACUACCUCUAUCCACACUAAAUCCUCCUCUGCAAGCAGGAAAAGUGCAGCUGCUGAGGUUGCCGCUAACGAAGCUGCCUUAGAGGUCAUGCUGGAACAAGAACGUCGUAUUGAGGAGCUUCAGAAGCUGGAAGCUGAAGCUGCUGAGUUAAAAGCCAAACAAGAGGCUGAAAAUGCAGAGAGACAAAGAGUGGUAGACGCCAAACGCAGAGAACUAGAGAACGACUGAAGACUAUUAAGAAGCUAAACGCUGCUAAGGCACGGCAACAAGUAUAUGACCAGAGUGAAGGAUCAGGUCACGUGUCUAAGGGCAACUGCUCAGAUGAAGAAAUAAAUUAGCUUCUACAUCGUCGUGUCUCUGUGAAGAGAGAAAUUAAUUCUCGAACUAGUUCGCCACAGAACUGUCCUCCAACAAGGCAAAAAGACAGAGUUGAAGACAGCACGUCAGCUCUUGUCAGAGCACUUGCAGAAUCCAUCAGUGCGAGUCGUAUUCCUCUACCUGAACCCACAGUGUUCAAUGGUGACCCACUGAGGUUCAAUGACUGGAAGGUGUCCUUUCAGACGCUCGUUGACAGAAAGAGUAUUCCUGCAGAAGAGAAGAUAUAUUAUCUUCGCAAGUACGUGGGUGGAGCUGCCAAAAGAUCCAUAGAAAGUUACUUCUUGCUGGGCUCUGAGUCCGCCUAUUAUGCAGCAUGGCAAAUGCUAGAAGAACGAUAUGGCAAUCCAUUCCUAAUCGCCAAGGCUUUCAGAGACAAGAUCGACUCGUGGCCCAAGAUAAAUUCCAAAGGCAGUGUGGAGCUUCAAGAACUUGCUGACUUCCUGCGCAGCUGUGAGUCUGCCAUGUCUCAAAUCAGAGGUCUUGAAAUACUAAAUGACUGCAACGAGAACCAGAAAAUACUCUCCAAACUACCAGACUGGUUGACCUCAAGAUGGAACAGAAAGGUCAUUAAAAUAGAAGAAGAAACUCGCAUGUUCCCCAGCUUCAGCCAGUUUGUAAAGUUCCUCACGCGUGAAGCCAAAAUUGCAUGCAGUCCUAUUACAUCUCUCCAUGCUCUGAGACCAACGGAAAGAGUUUUGGAGAAGGGAAACAGAGGUCCUGAAGCAAAGGUCUUUGCAACCAGCUCAGAUGGGCAAGCCGUCCCCACAAACUGUAUCUUCUGUGACAAGGUCGGACACAGUCUUCAAAGGUGCCGGAGGUUCAUGCAGAAGACAAUCUGAGAACGAGUCAAGUUUGUUCAAGAAAGAAAGUUGUGCUUCGGCUGUCUGAAGUCUGGUCAUCGCUCCAAGGACUGUGGUGAAAGAAACACAUGUGAUACUUGUGAGAAAGGACAUCCAACUUGCCUUCAUGAUGAUCGCACCAAGGAAGAAAGAAUGUCAACAAAGCCUUAUGGAUCAAGGUACAGUGACAAGCCCAAAGAGAAGGAAAAUGAACAGCCACAAGAGGAGGCAGAAACACCAUUAAAUGAUGCAACAACAAAUAGAGUUGUACAGAAUACAGCGAACACGCAUACUUCCACAAUAAUCCCAGUGUGGCUGUCAUCUGUAAGUAAGCCAAAGCGUGAAGUCCUUGUGUAUGCACUCCUUGACACACAAAGUGACACAACCUUUGUCCUUGAGGAGGCAGUAAAGGCUCUCAACACAAAGAGUGCACCAGUUCAGUUAAAGCUCUCAACACUGGCUUUGAGAAACAUAGUCGUGUCUUGCCAGAAACUGACUGGUCUACAAGUACGAGGAUUUUAUUCGGACAAGCUUAUUCCUCUGCCAGUGACGUACUCAAGAGAGUUUAUUCCUGCAAACAGAGACCAUAUUCCCACACCAGAGACGGCAAAGGCAUGGCCUCAUCUUGAACACAUCGCUGAUGAGAUUGCUCCUCUGCAAAGCUGUGAUGUCGGCCUGUUAAUCGGCUACAACUGUGCUCAGGCCCUUAUACCAAGACAAGUCGUGCCUGGGGAAGAGCAUCAGCCGUUUGCACAGAGAACAGACUUGGGCUGGAGUGUGGUGGGAUAUGGUAAACCCCGUCUCAACUAUGGAGAUGCAAUUGGGAUGAGUCACCAAGUGAUAGCGAAGCAAGUGAUGCCAGGGCUACCGUCCUCAUCAGACCUCACAAGUGAAGUUCACUAUGUCUAUAGAACACAGAUAAAAAAGGUUAUUUUGCCUGCAGAUGUCAUGAAGAUGCUGGAGUCUGAUUUCAUUGAAAGGUCAUCAGAGGCCAGUUCCCUUUCUCAAGAGGAUAUAAAAUUCCUGUCAGAAAUGGAGACUGGCAUCAAGUUAAAGAGCGACGGACAUUAUGAAAUGCCGCGGCCAUUCAAAAGGGAAAGGCCUAACUUACCCGAUAACAAGAUCUGUGCUAUUCAACGCCUGAAGUGCCUUGAAAGGAAAAUGAAAGGAAAUCAUCAAUAUUACAAAGACCACAAGACUUUCAUGGAUGAGACCAUUAGCCGUGGUGAUGCAGAAAUGGUCCCAGAAGAAGACAAUCCAGCCGACCACGCCUCAAGAGGUCUCACAGCAGAGCAGCUACUAUCCUCCAACUGGUUCACAGGCCCAGAUCGUUUUUGGCAGAAGGAGUUACCAAGUGGAGAAGUCAAGGUGGGAGAGAUUGCAAGCGACGACCCAGAACUUAAGAAAGUCCAGGUUCUCGACACCCAGGCGAAAGAAGUUAGGUCGGUGCUGAAUCGAUUGCACAAGUUCUCUGUUUGGUCCAGAAUGGUGAAAGCUAUCGCCAGACUCAAACGCCAUGUGAAGGAAGUUAAAGGUCUCCAGCCAAGGUCCUGUGAAGCCACCAGUUUAGAGGAAAGGAGAGAAGCUGAGCUGACCAUAAUAGAGAUGGUUCAGGAAGCAGCUUUCUCGCAAGAAAUACCGCUACUCCAGAGUCACAAGGAGACACUAGUCAAGGGCAAGGCCAAUCUGUACCUCCACAAGAGAUGGCGUCGAGUUCCACUACUAGCCAACCACUUCUGGACAAGAUGGAAGAAGGAAUACCUCCUGAACCUCCAGCAGAGACAGAAGUAGAACAAAUGUCACAGGGUAGUAAUUUGAAAAUCAUAUUCAGUACAGUUGAUAUGUUUCGGUGGGAGUGUAACUGCAUCUGAGACAGUAUUUCAGCCUAAAGUAUUUUUGUU